Messenger RNA from Letharia columbiana, 276 nucleotides. RefSeq lists its product as uncharacterized. The transcript has a single exon. Bases 1 to 276 code for a protein of 91 amino acids. The record is from RefSeq and is a predicted model, not a curated record. NCBI's taxonomy places the organism in Eukaryota, Fungi, Ascomycota, Lecanoromycetes, Lecanorales, Parmeliaceae.
AUGCAACUCGUAUCAUCUGUACGGACAGAGGUACUGCGAUGUUUCCUUGGCUGGAUAGCUCGGGCAGCAGCAAGACUAGAGUCCGGUUGGGUCAUCUCUGUCCGUAGGGCUGGUCCCAAUGAAGAGGACGAAGAGCUACCGGCUCUUCCUCGAAUGGGAGCUAAAGGCAUCGAUUGCGGCGUUAUCGAUGACCGCCAACAGUACACCAGUUUUCCAUCACCGUCACGGAUGUUUAGUUUUCCGCCCAAGAGCAGCAUCAUGGAUGAGCGGACGUGA